CUUCUCUUAUUUCCGGAGCCGCACUGUUUUUAUUAUUGCUUUGAAUCGUCUGCGCUCUCCUCGCGUGAUGGCGUAUCUCUGGCUCACCGCAGCGCUGCUCACUGUCCUCCUCUGCCCGGGUUCCUCCAGGAUGGUUCCGAAUCCUCUCACUGCCCUCAAACCCAAACAUCUGUCCACAGACAUGUGCUCCGAGUGCAGCAGCCUCCUGCUCCUGUCCACCAACAUGAUCUCCAGCUCCAGUACCAAGGCCGCGGUGUACAACACCCUGCUCUCCCUCUGUGGGCGUCUUCCUCCUCCCCAGGCAUCCCUCUGUCAGAAGCAGGUGGACACUCACCUGUCCUCUGUCCUGCAACAGAGCCAGAGCAAAUCAUGUGGACUCUUGGGGCUGUGUCCUGACACCAAAGAAGCACCAGGCUACACUGAAAGCAGAAGUGAGAAGGAGCGGUUUAGCCCAGUGUGCACGCUGUGUGUGAUGGUGGUGAAGAAGCUGGAGACUCUUCUUCCCAAGAACAUGACCGCGGAGGCCAUCCGCAGCCUGCUGUCAGACGUGUGCUCGCUCAUGCCUAAGUCCUAUCAGGAGAAGUGUGAGGACUUUGUGCACAAAUAUGGAGAUGACAUUGUGGAGUUCCUCCUGUCCUCUGCUGCUCCUCACACCAUCUGCACGCUGCUCCACCUGUGCUUGCUCAACGAUAUGCCAGCACCACAGGCCUCACUACCAUCAGACUGCGAUUCCUGCCGGACCCUGUCAGUCCUGAGCAGGGUCCACCUUGGUCUGGACCAGGAUCUGAACCGGACUGAGGCCCAGAGCUUGGCCUUCCUUGGAUCUGUGUGUGGGUUGCACCCUCAUGCCAUCCCCAAGUGUGAGGCCUUCACCAGAGUCUACACCUCUCAGCUGCUCCGGGUCCUGGGACAUAAUCCAGACAACUCUGACUCCUGUGAGAUAGCAGACUUGUGCGUGCCCAGGAAGCAAGCUCCUCUUCUGGGGCAGAGGCGCUGCACAUGGGGUCCCAGCUACUGGUGCAGAGACAUGCAGACGGCCCAGGAGUGUGGGAACCAGGUUUUCUGUAAGAAAUUUGUGUGGAAGUAGGCCACCUGCUGUUCACACCUUGUUACUGCUUCUUCUGACUGGUGCACUGAAGGUUCUGCCAGUACUGCACUGAUUUGUUUUAUAAUGACUCGUAUGCACAUUAAUGUAUCUUUUUGCAUGUAUGCUUUAGCCAACAUUCUGUUGACAGUUUAUGACUGUCACAGUCACACAUGGUAAAUUGGUUGGGUUAACAAUAUACAAUUUAAUCCUAUCUCAAAUGGAGCCGAUCAUUUGGUUCCGGAAGCAAAUUUCCCAUUCAUUUUUCCGAUAGACUUUCUGAAAAUAUAUACAAGUUUAGCUUUCUCAGGACUAAUCAGCUCUGUAGUAACAAAGGACCACAAGACUUAUAAUUUUCUGUAAAAUCUGUUUUUG
Periophthalmus magnuspinnatus is the source of this 1459-nucleotide messenger RNA. RefSeq names its product surfactant protein Bb (gene sftpbb). Gene Ontology annotation, biological process: sphingolipid metabolic process. The transcript is spliced from 11 exons. Lineage: Eukaryota; Metazoa; Chordata; Actinopteri; Gobiiformes; Gobiidae. Gene Ontology annotation, cellular component: lysosome. Bases 68 to 1087 code for a protein of 339 amino acids. The record is from RefSeq and is a predicted model, not a curated record.